This is a messenger RNA of Closterium sp. Naga37s-1, 5145 nucleotides long. NCBI's taxonomy places the organism in Eukaryota, Viridiplantae, Streptophyta, Zygnematophyceae, Desmidiales, Closteriaceae. The record is from the annotation of a GenBank genome assembly.
AUGGUUAUUCCGGGGGUGAAUGGGCGCCUGUACUCGUACAGGGAAGGGCUCGGCUUGCAGGAGCUGCCCAUAACAGCCAAAGAGCUCGUGUCCGCCUCCCCUUCAGUCACCCGUGAAGGCGCCACCGUGAUCGUUGGAUCGCAGAAAUCAACGGCCUUCCUGCUCGACCCAGUCACAGGCGCUGUGCUCCGCUCCUUCGACCCGCUCGCUCCUCCGGGCGGCGGCGGCUUGUCCUUUUCUGCGACCAGAAAUGAUGGGAACGAGCAGGUGGACGGCCCACUGGCGGAGUGUCUGAAAAUGGCAGAAGAGGAGGGCGGCGAAGGCGUGGAGGUAGGUGGAGGAGCUGGGUUCCUGGAAGGUUCAAGGACCAGUGGCAGGGAGGGAGCAGCAGACGUGCAGCAUCAGCAGCAGCUGAAGAGGAAGAGGGAGUGUGAUCGCUUGCUAGCGUCGUCCCUACUGGUGCUCCGAACCGACUAUGUGGUUCGGGCGGUGGAGCUCAGGUCCGGCAAGCAGCGGUGGAACGUCAGCUUCGGCGAGCUGAGCCCCGUGAAUGCGGCUCUGCUGGGCUUAGGGGGAGGCGUUGGGGGAGGCGUGGGGGGCGGAGCACCAAUUGGGGGAGUUUUGGGGGGAGCGCUGGGGGCAGCAAGGGGAGGCGGAGGGGGAAAAUCAGGGAUGGAUCUGACAGGUAGAGGCGUGUUUGAUGGUCAUGGGAGUGGGGUGCCCAACGCUGCUGCUUCUUUGGCAGUGGCUAAACGACAGCUCUUGCCAUCCAGCGUUUCUGGGGAAGAUACGGAGACAGAUAUUGAUCUGGGGAUUGGGGCGGGGGGACAUGGUCAGGUGGAUAGGGACGAGAUUGGAGGUUCAGGAUUGGCAGGAUUCAACACAGGGUUAACCGCUGCAGCUACCACGAGUGUAGACCCAUCUGAAGAGGGUAAUUCCGACAUCUACUCCAUCCAGCUGACCAACGCCCAGACAGGCCAGCAGGCAUGGCAGACGACUUUUUCAUCUGCCCCGCUCGCAGCAUUCACGCCCUCGGGCAGGCUGGUGCAGGAAUUCGUGUCGCGCGAUUCGUCCAAGGACACGGGGCCCGGGCAGGUGCUGUAUGUGGGGCGCGUGGCUGGCAGUCCAUUCGCCCUCGUCACCCCCAGCGCCACCCACGCACCCAACGCCGCUCUCCCCCUCCUCCCGGCCCCGCCCCACUCUCCCUCUGAUGGCCUGCCUGCUGGUAUGGCUGCAGGCAUGUCGGGUGGUGCGGGGGCGGGAGGUGCGGUGGUGGGUAGGACGGGCAAGUUCACAGUCACAGAGCCGCCCAGGAUUGCAGGGACGCGAGGAGCUGGCGGUGCUGCGGGGGAAGCUGGUGAUGGGAAUGGCGGUGGUGGUCAGGGUAGGGGUGGAAGUAGGGGCAGGGGUAGGUUUGGCACGGUUGGUGCAAGUGGCAGCGGUGGUGGUGGCAGUGGGGAUGAUUCGCUGUACCCUAUAGUGGUGAGGGCGCCGGGAGCAACGGCUGCUCUGUAUGACGCCAUGGGGUGCGCUGACAGCCCUGCUGUGCACGGGGGCGCUGACUUGGCAGGCGCUGAGUACAGAGCACAGACUAGUAACGCGGAUAUGGAGUUGGGUGGAGGCAGAGGGGAGAAGAACCGCCGCCUUGGGCCGCCGAAGGACAUGGAGCCUGCCGUUGGGCCCCAGGCCCCGCCCACCCCGCCGAACCUCUUGUCCUCGUUCGGGAUCCUGGCUGCCGCAGCUGCCACCCUGGCUGGGAUAGUCGCCGGCGCUUCGGUAUUCUCUUACUCCUCCUCCGCAGCCCCAUCGUCUUCCUCUUCUGCUGCUGCUGCUGCAGCAUCUGGCCGUGGUGGCACGCCUGCAAGGAAUCAGAGGCUCAAGUCGCAGCAUAGGCUGGCCUCCUCCUCUCACCCUCCCAGGCAUGCUUCGCACAUGAAUGGUGCGCCCAGUGGCAGGGGAGCGUAUAGAGGAGGGGUGACUAACGAGGACGGGCUGUCGUGGGUGGCACGGGGGGUGGUGGCGCUGCUGCCGGCUUCCUGGCAAGAGUGGGCGGCUGAGGGGUUGGGUGGGGGCGGCAAUGGCAAUAGCAGCAGCAGCAGGAAACGAGGCAAGCAGGGAGUUGGUAGGAGGAACAAGAAUUCAGAAGGAGCAGCAGCCGGUGAAGCAGCAGCAGGGGGAACGGAAGGAGGGCUGCUGGGCAAGCAGCAGGACGGCCCGGCCAAUGGGAUCGCGCCACCUGGACAGGACGACCCAGGGGAAGCAGGAAGGGAGGAUUCGGGGCAGGGCGAAUCUGGGGGAGGGAGGCUGAGCAGGCUAUUGGGGAGUGUGGGUAAGCUGGGCAGUGGCAGCAGGCAGAACAGCACAGGGAAGCUGAUCACCCGCCGAGGCAGCCGCGACAAUGAAGGGCCAGGGGAGGGCGCGGGCGCGGGUGGUGCUGAUAAUGGCACAGCAGGCGAGGAGGAGAGCGAGGAGGAACGGGAGGAGCGGGAGGACGGGCGGUGGGUGGGGCGGCUGUUUGUGUCCCGGCGGGUGAUCGGGCAUGGGAGCCACGGGACGCUGGUGCUGGAGGGGCGGCAGGUGGCGGUGAAGCGGCUGCUGUCUCAGUUCUACGAGCGAGCCCGGCAGGAGAUUGCUGCGCUGAUCGCCACGGACGAGCACCCGAACGUGGUGCGGUGCUUUGCCAUGGAGGAGGAUGACUCGUUUGUGUAUGUGGCGCUGGAGCGCUGCGCGUUUAACCUCGCGGAUCUCCGUGAAAUCAUAUCCGCAGCACUGGAGCGGGUACAGGCCUACUGCACCUCACAGGGCGUGGGGGUGCAGGGGCUGUGCCUGUGGGACGAUAAAGGCCAGCCUACACAACAACUGGUAGGGUUGUUAAGGGACGUGGCGAGUGGCCUGGCUUAUCUGCAUGACCAGCGGAUUGUGCACCGGGACUUAAAGCCCCAUAAUGUGCUCAUCUCGCUGCUGCUGCCCAGCCGGCACCGGCAGCGUGGGCAAUCACAGGGUAGGGUGAGUGGAGGAGUAGUUAGUGGGGAUAAGGGUGGGUUGGGGGUGGGUGAGGAGUUUGCAGGCUCGGGCAGCAGCGGGUGGCAGGCGCCGGAGCAGCUAGAGGACGGGUCGAGGCUGACGAAAUCGGUGGACAUGUUUUCGUUUGGGUGCCUGGUGUUCUUCUGUGUGAGCGGCGGCAGCCACCCGUUUGGGGAGUGGUUUGAGCGCGAUGCGAAUGUGGUGGCGGGGAGGGCGGACCUGUUCCCAAUCGACCACGUGCCUGAGGCACUGGAUCUGGUGGCUGCUCUGCUCGACAGAGACCCCGAGAAGAGAGAACCUGAGAAGAGGUGCGUGAUGGGUGGAAUGGUGAGGGAAGAAUUCAAGAGGCACCCCUUCUUCUGGCCGGCAGAGCAGCGGCUGGCGUUCCUGCGAGACGCCAGUGACCGCGUGGAGGGAGAAGACCGCGAGGCCCACUCGCCCCUCUUGAACGCCCUAGAAGCAGUGGCGCCCAGGGCCAUAGCCCGCAAGGGGGGGAUUAGUAAAGCGCCUGGGGAGAAGGGCGGCGGGUGGAAUGAGCGGGUGGACGGGGCGCUGCUGGGGAAUCUGGGGAAGUAUAGGCGGAGAAACUCCUAUUCCCCCGAGCGCGCUAACCACGCCUCGACGUCUCUCCGCGUUUCCCGGCGGGCGUCUCGAUCGCGAGUGGUCAUGGCGUCAGCAGCGGCGGAGAAGGGAUCAGCGGCAACGGCGGGCAGCGAGGAGCUGGCGGAGUUCGUGUCGCGCGACAACCGUCGCAUGCUGCACGUCGUCUACCGCGUUGGGAACCUGGACGCCGCUAUCAAGUUCUACACGGAGUGUCUGGGCAUGAAGCUGCUGAGGCAGCGCGACAUUCCCGAGGAGAAGUACUCCAACGCCUUCCUCGGCUACGGGCCCGAGACCUCCACGUUUGUCGUGGAGCUCACCUAUAACUAUGGGGUGGACUCGUACGACAUUGGAGCGGGCUUUGGACACUUUGGCAUUUCUGUUGAUGAUGUGUACAAGACGGUGGAGGUGGUGAAGUCGCGGGGCGGCAAGGUGACUCGCGAGGCUGGCCCUGUGAAGGGCGGGCAGAGCGUCAUUGCUUUCGUUGAGGACCCUUCAGGGUACAAGUGGGAGAUCAUUCAGCGGCCACCUACUCCCGAGCCACUGUGCCAGGUCAUGUUGCGGGUGGGGGACCUGGACAGGGCAAUCAAGUUCUACGAGAAGGCAUAUGGCAUGAAGCUGCUGCGGACAAGGGACAACCCACAGUACAAGUACACGAUAGCCAUGGUGGGGUAUGGCCCCGAGGCGGAGAGUGCAGUGGUGGAGCUCACAUACAAUUAUGGGGUUGAGUCCUAUGAAAAGGGCAAUGCCUACGCACAGAUCGCGAUUGGAACAGACGAUGUGUAUAAGACAGCAGAGGCCAUUCGGGCGGCGGGCGGCACUAUCACUCGAGAGCCGGGCCCCAUCCCCGGCAUCAACACCAAGAUCGUGGCUUGCCUCGACCCCGAUGGGUACAAAACGGUCUUUGUCGACAACCAGGACUUCCUUCGGGAGCUGGACGGCGGAGGAGCGGCGCAUGACCGGCACGCGGAGGCGAAGGCGGAAGCGGAGGCGUCCGAAGCGUGCGAGCGGCCGUUCGAGCAGCCGCAGUCGUGGCUGCACCGGCGCGGCAAGGGCGAGUGGAACUCGGGGCUCAAGGACUUCCCUCGGGAUCCCCGCGCCGCGGCGCUGGGGUGCUGCGCGCCGUGCUACCUCUUCGCGCAGACGGCGCGCAAGAUCACCGACGGGCGCGUGCAGUUCUCCAGAGCAUUCACGACCUACUGCCUGGUAGGGGGUUGUUGGGGCGCGCCUCUCUCCCUAAUCCUCGGCCCCUUUGCCUACUGGUUCACGUGUGUGCCGUGCUACGCCUCAUCCAUUCGCCGCCAGCUGCGCCACAAGAAGGGGCUGCACGAACGACCCAUGGACGACUUUGCCGCCCACUGCUGCUGCCACCCCUGCGCGCUUUGUCAGGAGUACCGGGAGACCCGUGAGUUUGACCUGGAGCUAGUGGCAGGGCCCACACACGCAACUGUGGACAGACCGCCCCUGGAAACAGCGAGGCAUUUGGAGCACCUGCAGGAGACGCAGCAGAUGGAGCGGUGA